AGGCCGGAAGUGAUGUACGUGAGAGGGCGGGGCCGGGUGUAGGCCCCAAGCCUGGGGCUGGAGUUUGCGGCGAAGCGGCGGGCAGCCCCGGGGCGGUUGUGGCGCCGAUGUCCCGGUGCCCCCCGGAGGGCCCGGCCGUUCAGGCCUGGUCACGGAUCCCGGUGGUAGGGCCUCGGGCCCUGGAGGACGCGCUGUCCGUGUGGAGCCCCCUGUCCCCGGACCCGCUCCAGUCCCAGUCCCAGCUGCUGAGCUUCGUGGCCGGGCUCCGGGACGAGGGUUACCUGCCCACGGUGCUCCGGAGCCGGGACGUGUACGGCUACACCUCGUCAACCUGCCAGGUCCCGGCGGGGGCGGCCGCGGGGGCGAGCGCCGCGGGGGCGAGCCCGGGGGCGAGCGCGGGGCCCGCCGCCCCCGGCCCCGGCCCCGGUUACAGCCCGGCCCAGGGAGAGGCCUCCAGCCGGAAGAAGCCGCGGAGCAGGCCGCAGUGUAACGGCUGGCUGCGGCCUCCCGCCUCCGGGGUCCGGCUCGGGGAGAGUCCGGGGAGGAGGCCGCGGGGCCCGGACAGGAGGCCGCCCCGGCCCCGGGACCCGGACCCGGACCCGGACCCGGACAGGGACCGGGAGAGAGAGAGCGGCCGCCGGAUCCAGCAGCAGCUGCACUCCCUGAAGGCCCGGCCCAGGCCCAGGCCCAGGCCUAGGCCCAGGCCCCGGCCCCGCGCACAGGAAGACCCCAGUCACAGCCGGCGGCGGCGGCUGCAGCUGCUCCAGUCCAAGGUGAUCAAGGUGGAUGACUCGUCCUCGGAUGAAGAGGUUCGCAGGAAAGCUCAGAGAAUCCUCCGGGUCAACCUGUCCCCAGUGAUCAGGAUCAGCCCGAUCCCCUACCCACCCCGCUAGGGCAGGACACACACACACACACACACACAGACACUCACACACACACCCUCACACACACCCUC
Molecule: messenger RNA, 955 nt
Organism: Chiloscyllium plagiosum (whitespotted bambooshark)
Lineage: Eukaryota; Metazoa; Chordata; Chondrichthyes; Orectolobiformes; Hemiscylliidae
Source: RefSeq, a predicted model, not a curated record